Molecule: messenger RNA, 1632 nt
Organism: Leptonychotes weddellii (Weddell seal)
Lineage: Eukaryota; Metazoa; Chordata; Mammalia; Carnivora; Phocidae
Source: RefSeq, a predicted model, not a curated record
UCUUUCUCCCCCAGCAAACUCCGGAACCAGGCACAGAGUGAACGAUAUGGCUAUAAGGAGGUGGUACUUAAAGGAGAUGCCAAGAAGUUGCAAUUAUAUGGGCAGACCUGCGCAGUCUGUCUGGAAGACUUCAAGGGGAAGGACGAGCUGGGUGUGCUCCCAUGCCAACAUGCCUUUCACCGGAAGUGUCUGGUAAAGUGGCUAGAAGUACGCUGUGUCUGCCCUAUGUGUAACAAGCCCAUUGCUGGGCCCUCGGAGGCCACUCAGAGCAUCGGGAUCCUGUUGGAUGAGCUGGUGUGAAUGCUGCUUCUGUGCCAAGACCUGGAAAAGACCUCCUGCCUCACGGGUGCCUGAUCCCUCUGCACAGCUACAGUGAACAAGGACUGUUGGGUGGUGAUUGACAUGCUUACCUGAAGGGGCAGGGAUGCAGGGCUGGUCUCCCAGCAUCAGGGUGAGACCAGCAUCGCCCCACCUCUCUGCCCCCUGAAGCCGCCUUCCCUGCUACUCAGAACUAAUGGCGUCCCCCAUAAAGAACACUGUAUCCUGAUACUGGAUUGUCUGCCUGCCUGUCCCUGCUGGGGAAAGCCAUCCACCCUUAUCUGGCUGAGCGCUUGGAGUUCACCCCCUGAGGGUUCCCCUUAGGAGGACAGGCUGCCCUGACCUCGAAGAAGGGUUAAGAUGGGCCCUGCCCCACCUGUCACCUCCCUCCCCUCUUCACUCCUUGCCUAGGAAGGUGAGAAGGGGAGGAAGGAAUGAUCAAGGAACCAUCAAGGAACCAAGUGCCUCCACUGGAAGUGAGAGAGGCUCUGUAGGAAGUCAGGAAGAGCAGGGGACACAGAAAAAAGGAAAGUCAAUGUUUACAUGGGGCCUGUGGAAAUAAAGGCUGGUGGGCAGGCCUGCUGACUACAGGGUACUGGAGGGCAAAGGCCUUCCCCCUGCUAGGAUCUGUGGUGCUAUCCGUUCACUCUCUUCCUCGGUUAAUCUCAGAGCUUCCUAUGCCGUGUUGGGGUUUGGGUGCCCCUCGAGAGGAAGGGCUUGUUCUACACUCAAAUGAAUUCCCAGGGGCUUUUUCUAAAGGAGCAAAAGGGGCCUGGGGAUGGGGGUGUCUGUCUGAAGGUUAAUUAAGGUAGCAGCAGAUACCUUCUUCCCCUUUGUAAAUAGUAUUUUUAUACUUCAUCCUCACCAUCUCAGGCUUUAUACAUGGAACCCCUGAAUGGAGGGGGUGGGGUUUUCUCUCCCCCACCUGGAGUAGGUGAGGGGUGGGACAAAGGUAUGUAUUUAAAGAAAAUUAAAUUUAAUAACAAGUUUCUCUAACUUUUUGCCUGUGGUUAUGGCCUGUGUCUCUUGGCCCUUUUCUGCCAGCAAAGGAAAAAAGUUCUCUUACUGCUGCUUCUCACUUCUCCAUACUCAAAACACAUGCCCAAAGGUUCCCAAAUCUUAAAAAGAAAAAUUGAUGUCAGGUUAUUACCUGUAUGCCAUAGGACUAACAUCCAUGUACUUUAAGGCCUGAUUAAAAUAUUCUAGAAAUGAGCUGAAUGAGCCUGGCUUCAAGAAAGGUGAUGCAUGCCACCAUGGUGUGUGAUAAAAUGCCAAGCUUAGUAAAACUUGAAAUUAAUAAAAUCCUACACGACA